Messenger RNA from Musca domestica (house fly), 1777 nucleotides. RefSeq names its product vacuolar protein-sorting-associated protein 36 (gene Vps36). Gene Ontology annotation, biological process: protein transport to vacuole involved in ubiquitin-dependent protein catabolic process via the multivesicular body sorting pathway. Gene Ontology annotation, cellular component: ESCRT II complex; late endosome membrane. Lineage: Eukaryota; Metazoa; Arthropoda; Insecta; Diptera; Muscidae. Bases 406 to 1611 code for a protein of 401 amino acids. Gene Ontology annotation, molecular function: ubiquitin binding; phosphatidylinositol-3-phosphate binding. The record is from RefSeq and is a predicted model, not a curated record. The transcript has 3 exons.
GAGGUCCCUCGGGGAUUUUGCUUUCUCGUUCUUUUUUAUCGGGCAUUUCUUUUUGAUUUCUUAUUUGUUCCGUUGGGGACGUCUUUCAUUUUGGUUUCCCACGCGCUCACAACCGAUUACCGAUUCCACUGUGAACUGGGAGAUAGCAUCAUUUCGCCAUUUCGAGAUAAAAAAAAUAAAUAAUAUUAUUAAUAUUACACAGAAGCAGGUUUCUUUCGUGUUCAUUUUAAUAAAUAUUUACAUUAUAGGCGAACUAUUUAAAUUUAAUGCAACAAUACAGAACUUGAUUAGAUUGUUAUGUAUAAACUUGUGAGGACCGCAGAAAAAGAAGACAUUUCGUUGGUUGGGUGUGCGGUGGCUGUAGAUUCCGAUUCCUUUGAUUAUUACUCCAUAGGUCAUUAAGAUAUGAACCGGUUUGAAUAUAUCCCAGCGAGGCUCAACGAAAAUGAAUCCUUUGUUAGUAAAGAAAGUCAAAUUAAACUUUACGAUGGCGACCAAAAGACACAAUUUGAGGAAGGGGAAUUGGUGCUGACAACUCAUCGAAUGUUUUGGGGACGUCCUGGAGAGAUUGCAAGGGCAGCCGUUUGUUUGUGCCUAAAUUUAAAAUACAUAGUGUCUGUGAGUGAGGAACAGGCUAGCAAUUUUGUAUUUGGACGUAAGACAAGAUUAAUUCUUCAUCUGCGACCUGCUGCUGCUGAUAAGCAACCGGGACCAUUGGACAAUAGCAAUAAUUCCUUUAUAAAACUUUCUGGCAAGCAUGGCGUGUUGCCAGAAUUUGCCAAUGCCUUACGAGAAACACUACAAGCAAGAAUAUGGAAUGUUCAAAUUCCGUCCACUCAAACUGGUCUAAACGGCGGAGAGCCUCAAGAAACCCCCCAAGAUAGGGCUGCAAGAGAAGCAAAAUUGCGUAUGCGUACAGGCAUUGGAGGCAUUGAGAAAGCAAUCGAACAAAAAACCAAAGAAACCGAAGAAAAUAUUGCAUUGGCAUUUCAGGAUCUGAGAGUUCUGAUGGCAAUGGCAAAAGACAUGGUAUCUAUUGCCAGGGUGAUCAGUGAUAAAAUUCGCUCGCAAAAGGGUGAAAUAUCCAAUGACGAAACUGUGCGAUUCAAAUCUUAUCUAUUGAGUUUGGGCAUUGAUGACCCCGUCACCAGAGAUGGCUAUUCAAGUGACUCGGCUUAUUACAAGAGUUUGGCGGGGCAAUUAUGUGAAAUGUUGCUAGAUCCUCUGGAGGAAGCUGGAGGUAUGAUGUCAUUGGCUGAUGUUUAUUGUCGUGUAAAUCGAGCCAGAGGUUUGGAACUUUUAUCACCUGAAGAUUUGCUACAGGCAUGUCGUUGCAUGGAAGGACCAAUGAAGUUACGCACAUUUCCCAGUGGUGCCAUGGUACUACAAUUAGAUUCUCAAGACGAUGAAUUAACGGCCAACGAUACCCUAAGUUUGGUCCAGGAAUCCAAUUCACUGGCUGUAGAGGAGUUGGCAAAGGCUCGCAAUAUAUCACUGAUAUUGGCUAAAGAGCGAUUAUUGACGGCCGAACGUUUGGGCAAACUAUGCAGAGAUGAAUCGCUGGAAGGAUUACGAUUCUAUCCAAAUUUCAUUCUGGAACCACCAGCAUGAUGCUGCCACACAAAUAAGACAAUUUGUUAUUUUUUUUUCGUAUAUUUGUGUAUUGUAUGUUAUUUAUAAUUAAUAUUAUUAUAUAUUAAGUUGUCCUUUAUUUCUCAUUUUCACUUAAUAUGUAAUAUUUAAUAAAUUAUAAUAAUAAUAAUUGCAAGUUUUAUAA